CAACAACAACAACAACAACAACAACAACAGAUGCCUCCAUUACCACCACGUCCUGAAAAACAACAAUCCCUUAGCCUAGAUGUUGCUUCUGGUAUUGCUGUUAAGGUUAUUGGUAGCAAUAAAAAGACCAAUGACAAGGGUAAGGAAGUGUUAGCAUUCGUGAUAUUAGUUGGACAAGCUAGAAUUCUUGAUGGUACAAUUGUUGGAAUUGAGAAAGAAUUAUGGAGAGUUGAAAAAUUAUAUUCCGACUUUUUGGCUUUGGAUUCAAAAUUAAAACAACGCCAAAAUAAAGGCACUGCAAAUAAAAUUGGUAAACUACCAGACAAAAAUCUCUUCCACAAUAAUGCUCCUAGUAAAGUAGAUCAAAGAAAGAUUGCAUUGGAACAGUAUCUUCAACAUAUUAUUGCAUUACCGUUAAAAGACCCUAAAGAUUUAUGUGAAUUUUUAAGUACGAAUAUGAUUGAUCAGGAAGAAAAAGAUUAUCAGCAAUCUGGAUUUAAAGAAGGAUAUCUUACAAAGAAAGGAAAGAAUUUUGGCGGUUGGAAAUCAAGAUUUUUUGUGUUGAAUAGUCCCGUGCUUGAAUAUUAUGAAAGUAAAGGUGGAAAUCAUCUAGGUUCUAUUCGUUUAACACACGCACAAAUUGGACGACAACAAAGUAAUGUUAAUAAUGACACAGAAAAGGAUAGUGAAAAUUCUUAUAGACACGCCUUCUUAAUAUUGGAGCCGAAGUCUGGUUCUAAGAAUACUACUCAUACAAAACAUGUGUUAUGUGCUGAGAGUGAUGCAGAAAGAGACGAAUGGGUGGAAUCUUUACUUCAAUAUGUUGGUGAAGAAGAACGAGAAAUUAAAAAACAUUCAAAAAAGAAAUUUUCAAAAGAUAGUAUUGCAAAAGUCAACGCUCAACCAAUUUCUCAGUUAGGUAAAACCGAUUUAAAUACCAAGCUUAUUGAAACUGAUUCCGUUAUUCAGCAGGCUCAAAAAGAAAUUCGUCCUGAUAGGAGAAAAGGAAAUAACGAAUCUCUAUCAAGUAUUAGUAUUACUAAAAGCGAUAGUAUUAGCCAUAGUUCACAUCAUUCACAUCAUUCACAUCAUCAUCCAUCAUCAUCAUUAUCAUUAUCAUCUUCACCAUCAUCUAGUACGAAUUCAUUACAACAAUCAGAAUCAAGUGAUCAAUCAAAAAAUUCAUUUGGAGGUAAUCAACAACAGUCCAUGUUGAGUGUUUCCUCGAAUCCAAUAGUAAAACGUAGUAGUAUGUCAGUUAAUCGUGAAGAUUCGGAUCGAAAGGUCUCUCCUGAACCUCGAGAUAGUACGUCAUCACCUGUCCUUGGUAUGAGUGCUAAUAAUCAACCACAACAUGUGAAGCGUCAUACUGAUGAUAACUUUCAUCAUGAAAAGAGAAAAGGUUCACGUAAAACUUUCUUCGGUAGCAUGUUUGGUAGUAGUAAUAAGGAUGAAAAGAAAAAAUAUCAAGAAUCACGACCUGAUAUUACUAGAAUCGUUUUUGGUGUUCCAUUGGAUCAGGCCAUUGCAAUAGCACGAAUAAAAGAAGGGUAUGAACUUCCUGCUGUAGUGUAUCGUUGUAUCGAAUAUUUAGAUGCAAAGAAUGCUACAGAAGAGGAAGGUAUUUACCGUCUAAAUGGCGCAGCAGCUACUAUUAAAUUCUUAAAAGAUAGAUUUAAUACAGAGGGUGAUGUUGAUUUAUUGGGCGAUGGUGAAUAUUAUGAUGUACAUGCUGUGGCUGGUUUAUUGAAAUUAUACCUGAGGGAGUUACCCACAAGUGUUUUAACUCGGGAGUUACAUGCAGAGUUUGUUAAUGUUAUUGACCUCCUUGAUCGACGAGAUCGCAUAAAUGAACUUGGUCGUCUUGUCUCUGCUCUUCCUUUAUCAAAUUAUACAUUACUACGAACAUUAACUGGACAUUUGAUACGUGUGGUACAAAAUGCAGAUGUCAAUAAGAUGACUGUUCGUAAUAUUGGAAUUGUUUUCUCACCUACACUGGGUAUUCCUGCAGGAGUUUUUAGCCUUUUCAUGGCUGAAUUCGAUUAUAUUUUCUUUACUGAUAGUAACGGUACAGCUGCACCUAGAACUAUGGAGGCACCACCAUCUGAGACAAAUGAAAAUGAGCGAUCCAGUUCUGAGGUGGAUGAAAAUAAUGUAUCAGUGGAUACUUCGCAACCUGCGACGAAAGUUGGUUCUGAUAGCGAUCCUAUUUCACCUACUGCCUUAUCACCAAUAACCGCUUUACGAAACAGAAAUAUUCGUGAAGAUGUUACUGGAAGGAGUAAUCGUAAUAGUAUGCAUUAUAUGGAUGGUGCACCAGAAAAUGUGGUUGGUUUGGAAAGGAAAUUAACAGUUUCUAAAACUUUAAAGCGAGAUGAUUCUUCAGACGAGGAAGAAGUAAAUGAUCUUGCUCUUCAAGCAGAUGAUGAUGAUGCUGAAUCUUCUUCGGCAGAUGAAUCUACCUCUUCACCGCCUAAUUCGUCGAUACGUUCAGCACCUGUUUCAGCACCUGUUUCACCACGUUUACCUGCUCCAAAUGGAUUUCAUCGACCUAAUUCACCUUCAGGUCUUCAUGUAGAAUUUGCAGAUAAUGAUACUGUUCCAGAAAUGGAUUCACUCGAGUCACAAAGAUUGCAUCGAUUAACUGUAAGGAACUUUACAGAACGUGAUUCUAUGUAUGAAGUGUUUUCAGAAAAUCAAAGGAUAUUGGAUGCUCUAAAUGAAGGUGUGAAUCAGAAUAAUAAUCAAAAUUUGAAUAUAACUAAUAAUUCCAGUUAAAAAACUAAGUAGUCUCAAAAGGUGGAUUUAGUUAGUGUCAAAUGUUACUCUUAUAAUAACAGAUUUUUUGGUGUUCAAAACACUUUCACGCAUUUCAUUUGAAACUACUACAUUUUUAAUUUAUUCAAUGCAUUUUAUCUUCACUUUUAAAGUGAAAUAGAAAAAAUAUUACAUACAAAACUUUUGUUUUAUUUAUUAUUGCCUUCAAGAACUCAUACUUGAAUUCUAAUUAAUAUAUAUACAUACCUC
Messenger RNA from Rhizophagus irregularis DAOM 181602=DAOM 197198, 3027 nucleotides. RefSeq lists its product as uncharacterized. The record is from RefSeq and is a predicted model, not a curated record. Lineage: Eukaryota; Fungi; Glomeromycota; Glomeromycetes; Glomerales; Glomeraceae. Gene Ontology annotation, cellular component: cytoplasm. Gene Ontology annotation, molecular function: phosphatidylinositol binding. Gene Ontology annotation, biological process: regulation of GTPase activity; signal transduction.